Thalassophryne amazonica is the source of this 4678-nucleotide messenger RNA. RefSeq names its product HECT and RLD domain containing E3 ubiquitin protein ligase 3 (gene herc3). Gene Ontology annotation, cellular component: cytosol. Gene Ontology annotation, biological process: ubiquitin-dependent protein catabolic process; protein ubiquitination. The coding region runs from base 231 to 3374 and encodes 1047 amino acids. NCBI's taxonomy places the organism in Eukaryota, Metazoa, Chordata, Actinopteri, Batrachoidiformes, Batrachoididae. The record is from RefSeq and is a predicted model, not a curated record. The transcript is spliced from 25 exons. Gene Ontology annotation, molecular function: ubiquitin protein ligase activity.
UGUCAUCCGUGAGUGACUCUUUUUACGUCACUUUAAAUAACUUCCUCGUUUAUUUUCAUACACAAAGCUAAGACGCCCAGUUUAGUUUCAUUAUGCAUCCGGUCAGGGUUGGAAUUCACACAAAGAGAAGGAAGCGGAUCUGUUGUCAAGCCUGAACAUUUUGGUCUUUCGUAAUCUGCUCUACACUCUGUCUCUUCAAAUCGGUGCUCGUCCCUCUCUCUCCCUCCAACAUGCUUUGUUGGGGAAAUGCAAAUGAUGGGCAGUUAGGUACAGGUGUGGAGAGGAACCCUGUAUUUGAGCCAAGGAACUGUCAGGUGUUCUGUGACAGAGGAUUAACAGAUAUAGCCUGCGGUGGGCAACACUCUGUGUUUUUGCUGCAUGAUGGCAGUGUGUAUACAUGCGGCUCAAACAACUGUGGACAGCUGGGCCACAACAAACCGGGAACUUCCCCUGAGAUAGUAGAUGCGCUGGAUACUCAGAAGAUAACAGUGGUGUCGUGUGGUCAGACCCACUCUAUGGUGGUGAACGAGAAAGGCCAAGUGUUUGCUUGGGGUGCCGGUGAAGCAGGCCAACUUGGUCUGGGCACUGCUGAAACCACGGUUCGAGUCCCCAGGUUGGUGAAAAUGCUGUGUAACCAUCGCAUCUCUCAAAUAAUGUGUGGCAACCAGCACUGCAUGGCACUUUCUAGAGAUGGCCAGUUGUUCACAUGGGGCCAGAACACCAGCGGUCAACUCGGUCUGGGAGAAGGCGAGCCUGACAAGCUAUUCCCUCAACCCUUAAAGUCUCUAGUGGGAAUUCCUUUGGCACAGAUAACUGCUGGAGGAGAACACAGCUUUGCACUGUCCUUAUCCGGAGCUGUAUUUGGCUGGGGCAAAAAUGGAGCUGGGCAACUUGGUCUCAAUGAUAAACAAGAUCGUGCUGUCCCUUGCCACAUCAAAUUUUUGAGAUCUCAAAAAGUUGUUUACAUCAGCUGUGGAGAUGAACACACAGCAGCUCUCACAAGGGAUGGCGGCUUGUUUACAUUUGGUGAUGGUUCAUGGGGUCAGUUGGGCCAUGGCUCCACUAAUAAUGAACUUUUGCCAAGGAGAGUGCAAGAUCUUAUGGGCAUUGAGGUGUCCCAGAUCGCCUGUGGCAGACACCACACCCUGGCCUUUGUGCCUUCCACUGGUAUGGUUUUUUCAUUUGGCUGUAACAGCCACGGCCAGCUGGGCACAGGGCUAAUGGGAGGUGCUCAAAGUCCAUUCCCUGUCAAGACCAGAUUCCUGACAGGCAUUUUUCAUAGAACAGAAUCAAAGCAAUAUACUGUGACCAAAAUCACCUGUGGAGGUGACCACUGUUUCUUAUUGUACUCUAAUGAGCAGGAUGGUGUCUAUCCACAGGACUUCAGAGUGAUUAAUAUCAGUAAAAGCCUCUCCCCGAUCAAUUACGAAAGACUCAACUCAUGGAGGUUAAAACUGACAUACAACACAGAUUCGAAUGUCACUAAUGAAAUAAUAAUUCAGCUGUCCUCUGCAGCGUGUUGGAAUGCCAGCUUCUUGGACAAAAGUGAUGAUGCUCACUUCAGAACCAAUCCCAAAAUACCAGGCAUCGAUCUCAACUCUGUGAGAAUGCUGUUCGAGACACUCAGCAAACCAGCCUUCUCUAGGCUUCAGGAGAAGGCCAACAAGAGUUUUGAGAGUUUUCUGAUCCCGCAACUGCCAUGCUCUCCCCCUGAUGUUGAAGCUAUGAGGAUCUACCUCAUCUUAUCUGAGUACCCAGCCUUGCAGGAUUCCAACAACUACAUCCGACUCAGUAUACCCCUGGCCAUGGCUAUCCUCAGAUUGGAUACCAACCCCAGCAAAGUAUUGGAUAACUGGUGGUGUUUAGGGGACAGCAGUGUGUUUACCAGAAUGGUGGACUUAUACAAGGGCAUUGUUGUGUUUCUGCUAACGGCUGGGAAAUCCUUGCUUGUACCAGUGUUCUACACAAGCUAUUUUCAAGCAACACUGAGGCUGCUGGAGAAACUCCACAAGGUGAACUUAAAGGCCCACCACGUGGAAUAUAACCACUUUUAUAUCCCUGACAUCACCUGCCUGGUAGACAUCAAACAAGACUACCUCAAGUGGUUUCUAACAAAAACUAAGCAUAAAUUGGAAACACCUGCUCAGAAUGACAGUCCCUCUGUGAACCUAUGUGCCUACCCGUUUAUACUCGACGCUCAAGCCAAGACCACCAUGCUGCAAACAGAUGCUGAACUACAAAUGCAGAUGGCAGUAAGCGGUGCAAACCUACACAAUGUCUUGAUGCUGCUUUCACUGGAACCACAACUAGCUAGGAAUCCUUACCUGGUGCUUCAUGUACGCAGAAACCACUUAGUAAGUGACACACUAAGGGAGCUCACAGUCUACUCUGAUGUGGACCUCAAGAAGCCACUCAAGGUGAUCUUUGAUGGAGAAGAGGCCAUAGAUGCCGGUGGAGUAACGAAAGAGUUCUUCCUGCUGCUGUUAAAGGAGUUGAUGGACCCAAUAUAUGGAAUGUUCACUCAAUACACAGAGUCCAGCCUGCUAUGGUUCUCAGACAAAUGUUUUGUCGAGCAAAACUGGUUUCACCUGAUUGGGAUCAUCUGUGGUUUGGCAAUCUACAACUCCACAGUGGUGGAUCUUCAUUUUCCUUUGGUUCUGUAUAAAAAGCUGCUCAAUGUAUCACCCACCCUGGAGGAUUUUAAGGAACUCUCUCCCACCGAGGGCAGGAGUCUUCAGCAGCUUUUAGACUAUGAAGGCAGUGAUGUGGAGGACACGUUUGUGCUCAGCUUUGCUAUCACCACAGAGAACUACGGGCUGACAGAAGUGAAUGAGCUCGUCCCUGGAGGAGAGAUGAUCAGUGUGGAUAAAAACAACAGGGAGGACUUUGUGGAGGCCUACCUGCGGUACAUGUUCUCGGAUUCGGUGAACGAGCAGUACUCUGCCUUCUCCUCUGGCUUCCUGAAGGUGUGCGGCGGUGAGAUCUUGUCGCUGUUCCAGCCCUCUGAGCUGAUGGCUAUGGUGGUCGGAAACAACAACUACGACUGGGAGGAGAUGGAGAAGAAUGCUCUUUAUCAAGGGGAGUUCACCGCCACUCAUCCAACAGUGAGGUUAUUCUGGGAGGUUUUCCACGACUUCCCUCUGGAAAAAAAGAAGCAGUUCUUAUUGUUCCUAACAGGAAGCGAUCGCAUCCCCAUCCACGGAAUGGCAAGUCUGCGUAUCAUCAUCCAGUCCACCAUGGCGGAGGAGGACCACCUGCCUGUGGCCCACACCUGCUACAACCUGCUGGACAUGCCCUGCUACCAGACCAAAGACAUCCUGCGCCGCCGCCUCACCCAAGCCGUGGAGCAGUACGAGGGCUUCAGUCUGGUCUGAGGGCACUGGGGUGGGGGAGGAGGGAAUCUGCACCAGUGUUAAUGCACUUUAUUAACAAUACACCUGUUGUUAAGGCCAAACAAAGGCACGUAGGCGCCAUCUCACAGCGAGUUCCUGCUGCAUGUCACAGCAGCCAACUGGAAGCCUUGAAAGUGAUUUUAAUUUUUUUAAAUCACUUUGGGCAGUGUUGUCACAACAUUCACAUCAAAACCUGAGAAAUCUUUAAAGGUAAAGUUAAGAUAGUUAGAAAUAUACAAUACACUUGAAAAUAAAAUGCCAAAUUCAAAGUAAUUAGAUUCGACAACUAAUGAUUUGGGACCCAAAUGUUACUUUGAGGUGUUUUAAUUAUUUUAUAUUCAGCUAUUAAAUUCUAUUUUUCUUUUUACUGAAGACACCAUACUGCAUCAGAUUUUUUUUUUAAUUUCAACUUUAUCAAAAGUGAUUUUUUUUUUAAAUUGUCAUUAUCGGGGGAAUUAAAAACUUAUGUACAGUUUGUAAAAAGACAUUUGUGAGCUCAGUGUGACGGAGAACACAGGCGAGCGAGCAGGACAAAAACACAGUGAAAAAUCUUUGAAAUUGCUAUAUUUUUCCUUUCUUUCCCCACAGCUGUCGACUUGAAACUGCUUUCAACAGUGUUGCCUUCUCCAAAAAAAAGAAAAAAAACCUUCACACACGAGGGAGCUGAAACUUAACUAAAGGACUUUGUGCAUGUUGUUGAGUGAAACCUGUAAACAAGGAUCAAAAUGUAAAUUUGAUUUCUGAGUUGAAACGAACACUUGAGAUUUCCGCCAGGAGUGGAUCAAAUGACACCGUUGAAUAUUAACAAGCUGUGUAUUCCUACAAAUACUGGACAUCCCCUCAUGUGAAAUCGUUUCUUCGGUAGCACGUUAGGGUGGCGUGUGUGAAAUAGUCUUGCUGCACAUAUAUACCGUAUAAUUUUUUAUAUUUCUUACGUAGCUGUCGUGAAAAAACGAACACAGCUGUUGAUCAGUUGCCCCAAACACCCGCUCACAGUGCAGCCGUUUAGCAAUAAGGGACUAAAGCGCCAUCGGUUGCUGGACUUUUUGUGUUGAUGUGCUGCAUGUCCGAUACGACUGCACGAUAUUUGUGCUAACGAACGAAGCUAGUCUUUUUCUCCUGCAGAGUUCAGCCCUAUGCAAAGGUUUGUGGACACCCUUGAUAUUUUUUUUUUUUUUAAUUUUUGCACCUAUUUAUGUGCUACAUAAAUGGGAUUUUUGGAUAUUUAUCUGAAUUCUACAAAAAAAUAGUUAUAAAGUUUUUGGAAUAAACAAUCCUGAACAAUU